AUGAAUCAGGAGCUGAUUCAAUUUAGCUUGAUCGGUCGCGAAACGUUAUAUGUGGUCGCCGAAGCAACACGCUCUUUGAACUUGGGUGACACUAGCGUUUGCGACAAUGAAGGCGAUCGCUUGUGGAUGGGGUGUUCGAAUGGUCCUGUUGCCGGAACCUUGUGUGAGAAAACAAUAACACUGCACCCAACCCCCGAAGAAAGACAUCGUUUCUUUAUUGUCGAAGAUUUGAAAGAACAUCCCAUCUAUUGCAAAAUUCCAUGCGUGGCCGGCGCCCCGCACUUUCGAUACUAUGCCGGUACUCCUCUGACGACUGCUACUGGUAUCAAUAUCGGCAGCCUCUAUGUUAUCGACCCGCGGCCAAAUUUACACCUAAACGAGCUCCAAAAACAGACACUUGGUGUCAUUGGGGCUGCAGUCAUGGACUAUCUGGAGACAUCUCGUCAUUUGCUGGAAAGUGGGCGUCUAGCGAACCUGCUAACGGGCCUAAAUUCUUUUGUUCAAGGCGAGGACAGGAUUGAGUCUAUCAAUGAACCCCUUUCGAGAACACCAAGCUCAUCGGAGCUAGAUCAAUCACGCACACCCAGCCCUCUCACAAUCCCAACCGAAAGACUAGAGAGCGAUCAUUCGCAAAUUACCAGGAAAACAGGAAGAAAUAAACCGCAUUUGGAAGACAGCCCCAGGAUUACUUCAGACGCUACAUUGACAACCAACAGCGAUCACAAUACGUCAUUCCAACAACCCAAUGCCUCGAUCAAUCGCUUGACAAACAAGAACGGCUUGGUAUUUGCACGCGCAGCCAAAAUCAUGCGAACGAGCCUGGACCUUGGAGAAGAUGGUGGUGUCGUCAUAUUCGACAGCAAUGCCACUCCUGGGUCAGACCCUGACGAAGAUCCAGUAGAUACGCAGGCUGUCACUCGGCCCCUUGCCAAGAUCUGUGCAAUUUCAAAAAAGCACACCAGCACGGUCAAUGCCCAAGAUCAUCCGAAUUCUUUGCCGAGUUCUCAAAUGGAUCGGGGUUUUCUGAAGCGUAUACUACGCAGGUUUGGUAAAGGUGCCAUUUGGUAUUUCCAUGAAGAUGGAACCGUUUUCUCGUCAGACGAUGAUACAAGCAAAUCAGAAAACGAAGGAGAUGAUCAAAACCCCUCUUCCCAGAGCCCCAGAAUGACCCAGCCGCGGCAUCAGGGUGUAUUACGAGAAAAAGACCUUCGAGCUUUGAGAAAAUACUUCCCUGAUGCUACCCGUAUCAUAUUUACGCCUUUGUGGGAUUCAUUUAAGUCGCAGUGGUUUGGUGGCUGCUUUUGCUGGAGCUCAGCUGAAACUCGCGUUUUCAGCGCUCAUGUUGAACUAGGUGGUGUUCUCGGAUUCGGGUCUUCGUUGAUGAUGGAGUAUAGUCGUAUCCAAAGUCAAGAAUCGGACAAGAAAAAGGCAGAUUUUAUCAGCAAUAUCUCACAUGAGCUUCGAAGCCCGCUACACGGAAUCCUAGCUGCGAGCGAAUUCCUCAGCGAACAGGUCGGUUCCGACUUCCCCAGAACCCUACUCGAUACCAUUCGUGUCUGCAGUCAAACCCUUUUGGAUACGUUCGAGCAGAUUCUGGAUUUCACGAAGAUCAACUCUUUUCAAAAGAAGCGACGAGACCAGAAUGACCGCUUGUAUGGAGACCGGGGCGUGGCAAAAUCCCAUGCAUUGCCUGAGUCUCUACACAUAUUAAAGGUUACCAACAUUGUGGCGGUCAUUGAAGACGUUAUCGAAAGUAUUGCGUUCGGUGCAACUCAUUACAAAGGAGGACUAUAUGAUGAUAUCAGCUCCGUUCCUAUCAAGCACGUCGAUGUUUCCAUUGAUGUAGCCCCUGGUGACUGGGUCUUCGUCUUGGAGCGAGGGGCUUUGCGGCGUAUAGUCAUGAACAUAUUCAGCAAUGCGCUCAAAUACACCCAGGAAGGCUCCGUGUCGGUCCGUAUUGAGCUUCAAAAGGGCCUAAAGGGUGCAGGGAACCCGAAGACUGACGACUGCAACGCUCUUCUUUUGACGGUCUCGGACACUGGAAGAGGAAUUUCAAACGAGUACCUCCGCUCCGGCCUUUUUACUGCUUUUUCACAAGAGGACCCUCUAGCACCGGGUACUGGACUCGGGAUGUCUAUUGUUCAAAAUAUUCUCCGGUACCUCGGCGGCAACAUAAAAAUCAAGAGCCAACUAGGCAUAGGAACCACUGCUGAGAUUUCAAUACCGCUCACAUCCCCCAGAAGUGAACAUGAAAAAGACUUUAUGAUUACUCAAGAGCCUUCUGUUCAGUCCACGGUAGAUGACCUCCAGUCUCUGAAGCGUGAAAUCAGAGGGAAAACAGUCUCCUUCCUUCCCUGCGAAGGUAUCUCAUCAAAAGUGAUUCCUUCAGCCUGCACAAUCACAAAGUACUUGACGGAAUGGUAUGGUGUACAGCUUCAACCUUGGACCCUGAAUGCCCAUCCAGAUCUCAUUAUCAUUGAUGAAAAACAAAUCUCGCGCCUGUAUCCAACAAAAUCAUCCAAAGUUCUAGUUCUUUGUCGGAAUGCGCAACCAUCGCAGGCUAUCAUCCAGAGCUUGGAGCCACUAUGUGAGCGUGUUGAAUGGCUUAAUCUUCCUUGCGGUCCCCAUAAACUAGCACGGUCAAUCCAACGUUGUCUGCAAAGUGAAUCGGUCAAAUCGCACAAGGCCCAAAAUGAGUGCCCGGAUUUCGGCGAUCAACAAACUAACCCAGUUGUGCCCCUUGCAACUGCAAGUGCCAAAAUGCCACUUGUGACCCAACGCCAACUUUCCUCAAAAACUGACACGCUCCUCACUACUCUAAAAUCCCAGGUGACAAAUACUGCGCAAAAACAAAGCCAAUCGCAGCCUGAAAACAGAGAGACCCUGGUUGAACAGACUGUUAACCCUGUCGUUGGAUCUGAAGCACUUCGGAUUCUUCUGGUUGAAGACAACGCUAUCAACAUGGCGCUCCUUCAGAAGCUAGUCGCUCGGCGUCACCCAAGCAUUCUUCAUGCCGCCGUAGAUGGUCAGAAGGCUGUCGAGGCAGUCAAGAAAUUGUCUGAAGGGUACCAUCUAAUAUUCAUGGACAUGUCAAUGCCUGUGAUGGAUGGCUUCGAAGCAACAGAGGCCAUUCGAGCGCUUGAGUCGGAACGCCCGUCCAUACCACCAGCCAAGAUCAUUGCCCUAACAGGUCUGGGCUCGGAUGAACAUGUGGCGAAGGCUUAUGCCGCAGGUGUUGAUGUUUUCGUCACAAAACCUGUUUCUUUUAAAGAAAUCACUCGGUUGAUGGACGAUGUGAAGAACCACGCUCCUUCGACGAACCAACAAUGA
Molecule: messenger RNA, 3330 nt
Organism: Penicillium soppii
Lineage: Eukaryota; Fungi; Ascomycota; Eurotiomycetes; Eurotiales; Aspergillaceae
Product: hybrid sensor histidine kinase/response regulator
Exons: 4
Coding region: 1-3330 (1109 amino acids)
Biological process (GO): protein autophosphorylation; phosphorelay signal transduction system
Molecular function (GO): phosphorelay sensor kinase activity; histidine phosphotransfer kinase activity
Source: RefSeq, a predicted model, not a curated record